Molecule: messenger RNA, 1736 nt
Organism: Harmonia axyridis
Lineage: Eukaryota; Metazoa; Arthropoda; Insecta; Coleoptera; Coccinellidae
Product: zinc finger protein 501-like
Exons: 7
Coding region: 79-1428 (449 amino acids)
Biological process (GO): regulation of transcription by RNA polymerase II
Cellular component (GO): nucleus
Molecular function (GO): zinc ion binding; DNA-binding transcription factor activity, RNA polymerase II-specific; RNA polymerase II transcription regulatory region sequence-specific DNA binding
Source: RefSeq, a predicted model, not a curated record
UGUUAACCUCAAAGCUUUCGUAAUCAAAUAGUAAACAAUAAUAUUGAUUUACUGUUUGUAUUACCUCUUGAUUUGAAAAUGGAUUAUAUUGAAGUAUGCAGAACCUGUCUUAAGAAUGGAUGUACCACAACCAAUAUAUUCGACUUCGAUUUAUCUGCUAAGCUUAUGGAAAUUUCAACAAUUUCAAUUUAUCCAAACGAUGGUCUACCUGAUAAAAUAUGUGAUAAAUGUGUUAGCAGCAUCACUAGUAGUUAUAAAUUCAAAACUAUCUGUGAACAAAGUGAUAACAUUCUGAGAGCAAACCAAAAUCAAUCGACUGAAUAUGCAAAUGUUUUUAAAUCAACAGAGCUCACUUAUGAUAACAAAAAUUUAACAGAGGAACAAGAUUACGGGGAAUUAUCUGAUUGUAAAAAUGAGUUUGACAGUGAUAUAUCAGAAUCAAAAGAUGUAGAUACUGGAAAAUUAGAAAAUUCCACAAAAUUGAGUUGUACAUCCAUUGAAUCUUUAGAACUCCAGUGUGAAUUAUGUGAUGAAAAGAUUCAAAAUUCAAAAAAACAUCACAGUGAAUUCCAUCCAAGUCCAAAUCUACAUAUAUGCACAUUAUGUGAGAAGGAAUUCCAAGAUGUAAAUACAUUGAAAAGACACAAGAAAACUCAUAAACUCAAAAAGAACCAUUGCUGUGAAUAUUGUGGAAAACGUUUUUAUGCUGCAAAUGACUUAAAAAUUCACAUCAGAACACAUACAGGGGAGAAACCUCAUGUUUGUAAGGAAUGUUCAAAGUCUUUUGCUGAUCCAAGAGCCCUAUCCUGCCAUAUGAGAACCCAUACAGGUCAUAAACCAUACAAGUGCGAUGUAUGUGGUAAAAGUUUUGCAUACCCUUUUGUUCUCAGUUCACAUAUGAGAACGCACAACCAGGAAAGACCAUAUAUUUGUACAGUUUGUGGCAGUACAUUUGUUUACGCACACAAUUUGUUAAUCCAUUCCCGAACCCAUACAGGAGACAGGCCUUAUAAGUGCAAUGUUUGCGACAAAACUUUUACGUCGAGUUCAAAUCUUAAAGCGCACAAUUUGACACAUUCUGGAGAAAAACGGUACAUUUGCUCCAUCUGUGGCAAAAAAGUUGCAAGAUCUGGGGAUUUGAGAAUUCACAUGAGAAUGCACACCGGAGAGAGGCCCUACAAAUGUUCGGUUUGUGAGAAAAGCUACAAAAUGUCCUCUCAUUUGAGCACUCACAUGAAGAGCCAUACUGGUGAAAAAAAUUUUCAGUGUGAAAUCUGCAACAAAUCCUUUAUUGACAAGCAUCGAUUAGAAAAUCAUAUGAGUACCCACACAGGUCGGAAGCUCUACAAUUGUACGAUGUGUGAAAAAUCUUUUUCACAUUCAAGUUCAUUGUCAGCACAUAAAAAAUCCCAUGCGAAAGAACCAUGAGGAUCGCAGUAUACAUUAGGACUUGUCUUGUAUAUGUAUCAUGACUUAAAAGACCUAAAAAAGUUAUGUGAUAUUAUUUUGUAAUACAUACCUUAUGCCAUUUUCUUUUUCAGUAAAAUGUUUCCAAAAAAUUUUAAUUAUAUUAGUAGUAUCACAUAAUUUUGUGUUUUCGUAACAUAACACAAAAGUUGUAAGAUUCAAAUCUGUUUUUCUGAUUUUGAUAGCAAAAUUUUUGAUCUUGAAUAAAAUUAAUACCAAAUAUUCAUGCUGUUUGAAAUGGGAAUUAUUCAAAAUUGAAACAGGUUAAA